Triplophysa rosa is the source of this 3828-nucleotide messenger RNA. RefSeq names its product misato mitochondrial distribution and morphology regulator 1 (gene msto1). NCBI's taxonomy places the organism in Eukaryota, Metazoa, Chordata, Actinopteri, Cypriniformes, Nemacheilidae. The transcript has 14 exons. The record is from RefSeq and is a predicted model, not a curated record. Gene Ontology annotation, cellular component: cytoplasm. Gene Ontology annotation, biological process: mitochondrion distribution. Bases 95 to 1873 code for a protein of 592 amino acids.
AUGCUGCGUUAGUCUGUCACGGAUGGCGCAUGAAAAUUGUGUUGCGUUUCUUCCAAACAUCAUGAGAAAUCUCUUGUUUACCUUCAUGAAAUGAAUGUUUAAUAAGUGUUCACGUUUAUUUAUCAGUAUGAGCGGUCCGUGUAGAGAGGUUGUGACUCUUCAGCUCGGACAUUAUUCCAACUUUAUCGGCACUCACUGGUGGAAUCUGCAGGAUGCAUCUCUGUGUUAUGACCCGGAUGGGGCGCCGGCUGAGCUGCAGGGUGAUGUGUUGUUCAGAGAGGGUCUCACUCUGGGCGGCCACGUCACAUACACCCCCCGACUCAUCGCCAUGGACCUCAAAGGGAGUCUUCAGACGCUGCCGCAGGAGGGACGGUUAUAUGAACCCGAGAGUAAAGCUGCAGCAUGUACAUGGGAUGGACAGAUUACGACCCACAGGGAAAGUCCAGCCAGCAGAAACUCUUUCCUGCGAGAUCUGGACAGUCUGGAUUCAGCAAGUUUUCUGGCUCCUGACCGCUGCUCAGUAACCAGCGCAGAAUCCGCCGUUGCCACGGAGACGAUAAACGAUAUUCUGGAGCGGAUACAGAAAUCCUACAGGCUGGAGGGCAGCGUGAGGGUGUGGUCGGACUUUCUGAGGAUUCAUCUUCACCCGCGCACCAUUUCUGUCAUUAACCAGUUUAAUCAUGACGGUGAAUCGGAGCGUCUGGAAGUGUUCGGUCAGGGCACGGUGCUCUUACAGGGCUCAGUGUUGGAGGAUUUAGAGGACCGGCUGCAUUUUUUCGUGGAAGAAUGCGAUUAUCUGCAGGGAUUCCAGCUGUUCUGUGAUCUCACGGACGGCUUUUCAGGCUUGGGGUCAAAGGUCACAGAGAUGCUGCAGGACUCUUAUGGAGGGCGUGGCAUCCUCACGUGGGGCGUGGCUCCUGUCAAUCACCCAGACACGAGCUCUAUAAAGGACGUCUUUCAUAUGAUGAACUGUGCGUUGGGAACGGUCAGUAUGGCCAAUCACAGCUCGCUCUUCUGCCCUUUGACCCUGCGGGGGGGUCUGGGGAGACGUCCACCUCCACCCACCGCCUUCCCACUGCUCAACUAUGAUCCCGAGUUGUGGUUUCACUCCAGUGCUGUUUUGGCUCUUGCGUUGGACGCUAUGACGGUGUCGUACAGACUGAGACACAACAGCGCUCCCAUGUGGCAGCUUUCAGACGCUCUGACCGUCUCCGGGAGGAAGGUUGUUUCGGCUUACGGCUCUGUUCCAUUUCCCAUGAUGCACGGCAGCUGUCUCCCGGCGGCUCUGGAUGCUUUUGCUAAUGCGUUGCCAUGGAGAUCCCUAUCAGCUUGUCCAGAGCUUGGCGACGGAUGCUGCUUUGGCCAAUCAGUAACUCUGAAAGGCUUAGAGGGGCGGAGUUUAGUCAGUCCCCUGCUGCCGGGCACAGAGCCGGCCAGUCCGCUUCACUCUGAACGCUCUGGAGAAGAUGUUCUCACCGCUUACACCCGACUACAUUACCCAUCAACACCACUGGCGGUGCAGUUGGUGUCCAGUCCCAGUAAAGUCACGGCUCCGUUCCCUCAGAUGUUCAGUCCGGCUCUGACUCCACAGGGUUUCCUCCAGAAUCAUCCUGCGCUUCCUGUCUCCGCUGCUCGUCCUGUGUCGAGUCUUCCGGUCCUGACGUCUCUUCAGUCCAGUCCGGCUGCGGGUCUUCAGCUGUCAGAGUUGCAGAAAGCGUGCUCUGCGCUGGACAUGCGUCGCGUGGCUCCCAGUUUCCUCUCUCAUGGACUGGAGCUCAGCGAGCUGACUGAAGCGAUGGAGCAGCUCCGCAGUCUCGCUCACUGUUAUCAACACAACCAGCUUCACUCUUCAUCGGAUGAGGACGAUGAUUGACACGUACUGACGCUGGAGAGUCAAAGCACCGCCCGGUUCAGUCGCGCUUCUAGAGAAAGAGCUGAACUGUGUUCACGGCAUGUUCUCGCUGAACAUGAUGGGAUGUGAGCUCACUGAACGAGCCCUAGAAGAGAGCUGGAGAGAUUCAGAGAAAGACGCAGGAUAGAGAUCUGCAGGGCAGAUGAGAUGUGUGUAAACCUGCAUCACAGAUCCCAGAGAAAUGGGAUCAAAUGUGUCUGUAAGAAUGAUAACGGUUGCUGUUAUUAAAAUGUUGCUCAUCAAAUACACGUUUCAUUAAACGGUUUUAUUCUGACUGACUGAAGUUUUCUGAUGUGUGUACUUAAUGAAAUACACAGAUGUAACGCAACAGAAUUUUAUUGUCAUGUCCUUUUCCUCAAACUGAAGUAUUUCAGAGCUUACAAAACAACAUGAAUGAUUAUGAAAUGAAGAGUUUCCAAAAGAGAUAUCAAAAAUCAUGUUUUUAUUGUGUGUGUUGCGUUAGUUAGCUGUAGUUUUUUGUCAUUAUUGCUUAAAUCAAAACCGCAGCAGUUUGAUAUUAAUUGGAAUGCAUAAUAAAAAAACAUGAUCUCAUUUUAGAACAAAACUCUUCAAAUACUGCUGAUGUUAAACUAUACAAAAAGUAAACCGUUGUUUUUUAAAGAAAAUGUAUUUGCUUUUUAAAAACUUUAAAUUUCAAUUUUGUCAGACACUCGGUGUGUUUGGAGAAGCAUCUGACGGCUCCCUCCUUUGAGACUCAAAACCUUUAAUUGUCCUUCUGCUGUGAACUAUGGUGGUAUAUACUGUAUAUAUAUAUAUACGUGUAGAGGAAUGUAUACAGUUCUUCUCAUUAGUUUAAAUACAAUUCUGUCAUUUAUUCUUUCUCGUGUAUGCAAGUCUUUCUUCUGGAACACAAAAGAAAUAUUUUGAGAAAUGUCGGUGGUUUUGUGUUCAUACAAUGGAUGUCAAUGUGGUUCAGUAUUGUUAUCAACGUUCUUCAAAAUAUCUUCUUUUGUGUUCUGAAGAAGAGAGAAACUCAUUCAGGUUGACAUGACAUGAGGAUGAAUCAUGAAUUCAAAUGUUUGUGUGAACUAUCGUCCUUUAAAUACAGUGCAAUAUUACCUACAUGACCAAUGAAUUUGUUUUUAAUAGUUGUCGACGAGUCUCUUGUUUGAGCCGAGAUAUGAAAGAGCUUCCUGUCCUUCAGUAAAACCCUGCAGCUCCUGCACAAUCUUGAUGUUUCCAGCAGUGAGUGUGUGAUGAGCUUCACACUUGAAGACUCCAUACAUUAUAAGAGGGGUGUAUGUAAACGUUUUGUAGUUCUAUACCCCUCAAAAGAUACAAACAAUAAACACAAAUGAUCAAAAGACUCAAGCUCAAUGUUGCUUCUCAAAUUUUCCAUCAUGUAGUUUCUUAUAACUUAAAGGGGUAGUUCACUCCAAACAGAAAAUUCUGUCAUCGUUUACGUACCCUCGGAUUGUUCCAAACUUGUUUAAACGCUAAACACAAAGGAAGAUAUUUGUAGGAAUGUCAGUGAACCAAAGAUCUCAUUGACUCCCGUAGUAUUUAUUUCCCCUACUAUGGCAGUAAAUGGGGGAUGAGAUCUGUUUGUUACCUUCAUUCUUCUAAAUAUCUGCCUUUGUGUUCAGUAGAACAGAGAAAUGUAUACGGGUUUGGAACAACCUGAGGGUGAGUAAACGAUGACAGGAUUUUCAUUUUUGGGUGGAGUGUCCCUUUAACUGUAGUGGUAUUAACCACCUUUAACAUGUUCUUCGUGUGCAUGGAUCAUUACGACAUGAUGUGUGAUAUGGGAAAUAAAACUUUAUGUUUGUCAAAGACUGAAAACCCCCUUUUUUUUUAGCAACAGCCGACGCAACAGAAAUAUUAUGUAUUACCCAUACAAUAUAAAAACAGAUUAUGUUGAUCUACAAUUACAAAUCCAUUAACAGUGUGUUCGU